CACAAUAGUUGUCUGAUGUUAGAUAUGGUCAGCACUAGCAGUCACUACUUAUCAUGCAUAGAUUAUUCAUUAAGCACUGGUUUGUUGCACUAACCCUCAGAGGUAUUGCUGGAAAUGUGUUGUUCACAAUAAAUGAAGAUGUCCUUCAAAAUAAUACAACUAUACCGUGUUGUCAGGCAAAGCAAAUUGUAACCUGUCAACGAAUAAAUGUCAACUUUGAUACUAUUGGAGAACAUUUUUUAACUUUUCCGGGCAAUUUGACUUUGGAAUUUGAUGAUUUUAUUGGAAAAGAUGAAAAUUGUCUUCAUUAUGGAAGUAACUUUACCAAUGCUAUCAUUACCUAUGAUCCUGUAAAAAAAAGUUUGCAUGGCCAUUUACAAAAUCCAGUGGGUAAAACAUUUAUCAUUGAAAACUGUGGCAUGUAUGGUCACAUUUGGAAGGAAAUAAAUGUGCAAGAAUUGAUAGAGCAUUCGGUGACAGGGUUAACAAAUGCAAACAUUGCAAUUGAUGAGAUGGCCAGUCAAAACGUACUUCCAGUAAUUAAUGAAGGAGUUGAUAAUUUUUCAUUAGUAACAAUAUCUGUAAAAAUAUACUACACCAAAGAGUUUGCUGCAGUAACACCUGACAUAAACGGGUAUGUUAAUCAAAUGCUUGCUGAAACAAAUCAGGGAUACGCCAACAGCAAAAUACCUCUAAACAUAGUCAAUCAUUGCAUUGAGCUGGCUACAAUAAAAGAGAGGGCUGAUCCUACUUCAAUGAUCUAUACCUUUGCAUACAUGAAAUAUUCAGUUGAAGAGUUAAGAGAAAGCGCAGAUGCUGCUGUUCUUCUUGUAAGCAGCAUGAACGCAUGUGGAAUUGCUUUCUUUAACACAAUUUCCAAUGGUCUGACCUUAUCAGUGUCCAUGAAAUCAUGCGCAGUUGGAUACUUCACAUUCAGUCAUGAGCUAGCACAUAAUUUUGGUUGUCAACAUGAUCCACUAACUACAACAAGUACAGCAUAUCCCUAUGGACAUGGAUAUUUAAUACCAGCAGGGUCAGGUCCUGGAGGAUAUAGAACAAUAAUGGCUUACAGCCAACCUACAUUUGAAACUAGAAUAAACUAUUACUCUAAUCCCAAUUUAAAACUUAGUUUUACCGGAACAUCAAUUGGGCUACAAAAUGUAUCAGACAACGCUCAAAUUCUUACAAAUAAUAGAUUCAGAAUUGCUUCCAUCGGAAAUGAAUCUCUAUUAUGUAAACUUAUAAUACCUGAUAUACAAUUUGACAGUUUGACAGAAACAACUACUGAUGGAGAAACAACCACUGAUGAAAAAACAACUACUGAGGGAGAAACAACUAAUGAUGGAGAAACAACUACUGAUGGAGAAAUAACUACUGAUGGAGAAACAACUACUGAUGGAGAAACAACUACUAAUGGAGAAACAACUACUGAUGGAGAAAAAACUACUGAUGGAGAAACAACUACUGAUGGAGAA
This is a messenger RNA of Eurytemora carolleeae, 1475 nucleotides long. RefSeq lists its product as uncharacterized. NCBI's taxonomy places the organism in Eukaryota, Metazoa, Arthropoda, Copepoda, Calanoida, Temoridae. The record is from RefSeq and is a predicted model, not a curated record. Gene Ontology annotation, molecular function: metallopeptidase activity.